This is a messenger RNA of Lactuca virosa, 399 nucleotides long. The record is from the annotation of a GenBank genome assembly. NCBI's taxonomy places the organism in Eukaryota, Viridiplantae, Streptophyta, Magnoliopsida, Asterales, Asteraceae.
AUGAGCAGGGUUGUGAUUUCUUCUCCAGGAGAUCUUGAUUGUGGUGGUUUAGUGAGCCAUCAGUUGGAUGUCCCUGACGCAACUGGGAAGGUAAUCUUCCCUUCUUCUCGUUCUCAUCAUGGAAAUGAAGAAUCGGAAGGCAACAUUACACUGGAUAUACUGGAGACAGCCAAGGAACUAAUUAUGUACAUGGACGUACCUGCGGAGGAUGAAAAAUUACUGGAGGUGAGAAGCAAUGGGAAGAGGAAGCAUGAGGAAAAUGAGGAGGAAGGUUGCAAGUACCUGAGAUUGGAAAGGAGACCUCCUCAGAAGCUGAUCACAGUUGCAAUCACAGUUGCAGGUGACGUUUGGAAAAGAAAAUUCAAGAAAUCACAGUUGCAGGUGGCGUUCGGAGGUUAG